Molecule: messenger RNA, 1203 nt
Organism: Fonsecaea erecta
Lineage: Eukaryota; Fungi; Ascomycota; Eurotiomycetes; Chaetothyriales; Herpotrichiellaceae
Exons: 1
Coding region: 1-1203 (400 amino acids)
Molecular function (GO): hydrolase activity
Source: RefSeq, a predicted model, not a curated record
AUGGCUACCCGACGGACGCGUAUCGUUUGUAUAUCUGAUACUCACAAUCAGACCCCUCAGUUGCCCGCUGGGCACGUUCUUAUUCAUGCAGGCGACCUCACUAACCAAGGCACAUAUUCAGAGCUCCAGAAGACUGUUGACUGGAUUAGAAAAUCACCGUUUCAGAUCAAAAUUGUCGUCUGUGGAAAUCACGAUGUCACUUGCGAUGUCCCCUUCUAUCAAAUGUACGGAGGCUAUUUCCACAAUAAGAGACGGGAAGAUCCUCAUCGCUGUCUCGACUUGCUCCGCGCCGAUUCUUCGGUUAUCUUCCUCAAUCACGAGGCCAGGCAGGUUCGUAUCGAUCAUGGUGCAGGCCUUGUGUCCGUGCUCAAGGUGUUUGGUUCCCCAUACUCGCCGGCACAUGGUUUUUGGGCCUUUGGUUACACGCCAGAAACCGCUCCUCAAUUAUGGGAUCAGAUCCCUCUAGAUUCAGAUAUCGUGGUGACCCAUACACCGGCCAAAUUUCACUGCGACGAAUGCGGAAAACGUGGCACAGCGGGGUGCGAACCCCUCCGACAGGCUCUGUGGAGGGUUCGCCCCAGGUUGUUCGUCUGUGGGCACAUCCACGAGGCUUAUGGUGUCGAAGCCAUCACGUGGGAUCUAUCCUCUCCCAACCUCAAAUACAAAGAGCAGAGCGUCCGAAGAUGGGCGGACCCAGAGCCGGGUUCUAAGAAGCAAUUCACCGUCGAUUUGUCCUCGAGAGUGAAGUCCUUGGCUCUGCGCAAUGACGGAAGCAUUGGCAAUCUGAUACCGCCAAAACAACUGUCAAGGAUCCGCGGUGUUGAAGUUGAUGGAACCGUUGAUGAUGCCAGCACAGACCAGCAAGACAGAAGCACAACCUUCCCAGAUGUCCCUUCGCCCCCACCGCCUCCCUUUCCUGACUUUGAAAAGGCUGAGAGACCAAUUUCUACGAUUGAUUCUCCAAGCAUCAGACAUCUCGGAACUCGUAGUCAGGGUGGCCCAGCAUCAAGCCUUAGGUCUGACCAAGAAGCGCUGUCUGGUCGAGAGGGAAGAGCGGAGACUUGUGUGGUCAAUGCAGCUUACAUGGGAUCAAAUUGGCCUCACAAGGGCGGCAAGAAGUUCCAUAAGCCCAUUGUGAUCGAUCUAGAUUUGCCGGUAAUGGAUGAGAACCAGAUCGACAAAGGCGUGCAAGAAGCGGAGUAG